Messenger RNA from Rubroshorea leprosula, 367 nucleotides. The record is from the annotation of a GenBank genome assembly. NCBI's taxonomy places the organism in Eukaryota, Viridiplantae, Streptophyta, Magnoliopsida, Malvales, Dipterocarpaceae.
CACAUGUCUCUCAUAAUUUGAAAGGCACAUGGAAAUUCAAAUGCCUGAGCCUGACUAUUCAGUGAGUGCACUCAACUUUCUUUUCGUUGCAACUGCUAUUGAAAGAGGUGACGAAGAGUCUUGUCCUCAGCUCCAUCCACAAAAGGAUAACAAAAGUGCUGUAAGAACCCAUAAUUCAGGUCCCCAAAAUAGUAAUAGUCCAACAAAUUUAGUGCAGUGAGGGGGACCCUGUGUUGCACACACCUCCUAAAGUGAGUGCAUAGGAGAAUCUGCUGGUCAAGCUAUUUCCCUUUUUAUCUUGCCAUCUUUUUAAGCUAAAGGCUUCAUCUUUUAGAGAGAAAGAAAGCAAGAAAUGGCAAGACUUCAA